Pichia membranifaciens NRRL Y-2026 is the source of this 1572-nucleotide messenger RNA. RefSeq lists its product as hypothetical. Gene Ontology annotation, cellular component: glucosidase II complex. Lineage: Eukaryota; Fungi; Ascomycota; Pichiomycetes; Pichiales; Pichiaceae. Bases 1 to 1572 code for a protein of 523 amino acids. The transcript has a single exon. Gene Ontology annotation, biological process: N-glycan processing. The record is from RefSeq and is a predicted model, not a curated record.
AUGCUUUUAGGGCUUAGUUCUUUGUUUUUAAUUAUCAUUCAUUCACACGCGUUAGAGGUAUUACGUGGUGUUUCACCAGAAAGCAUCAUAAGAUAUCAACCUGAUGAAAAUGGGAAUUGGCACUGUUUAAAUGAUCCAAGUAUAGUUAUAUCAUUUGACAGAGUUAAUGAUAACUAUUGUGACUGUCCAGAUGGUUCCGAUGAGCCGGGCACUUCUGCCUGCAGCAACGGUCUGUUUUUCUGUGAAAACGUCGGAUUCGAAUCACAUUUCAUACCAUCCUUCAAAGUAGACGAUGGUGUAUGUGACUACGAGGUUUGCUGUGAUGGUUCAGAUGAAGCUCCGGGGAUUUGUGAAAACAGAUGUAUUUCGAUGAAAGCAACGCAUGAAAAAGUAGUUAAUGAGCACAAUAAAAAAAUAACUCAAGGUUUUGCAAUUAAGCAAAAAAUGGCUGAAAAAUCUAAGAAUAUGAGGUCCGAUAUAGAGCAAGCAAUCUCAAAGUAUAAUCACUACAUUGCCAGCAUCGAAGAGAAUAUUGCAGAGCUAGAGCUAGUAAGGGGAAAGACGGAUGAAAAUGAAGAAAAGAUAAACGGCAACUUUAAAAUAAUUGAAACGGAUCUUGCAUCUUUGACUAGUAGUUUACUCGACUCCUUAAAUCAAUUGGGUGGUUAUAUCUCUAAACUUGAAUCGCUUAAAAGUGUACUCAAAAUGAUGACUGAAGAAUAUAAUCACAAUUUCAACGAUCCUGCGGUUAAGCAGGCUGCUCAGGAGUAUUUAAAUUUUGCCGCAUCAUUUGAUGAAGCUAGUGACGAUUCUAGUGAUGAUAGCGGCACAAUUCAAAGAAUAACAGUAGAAAAAGUGAUAGUUGCCUUUCAAGAGUCGUUAAAGGGUAUCAAUGAAGAUAUUGCUAAGGUGAGAAGCGACAUUGUGGCUUUAAAAAUAGAGCAAAACGAGAAAGAACACAGCAACAUCGUUGACUCUUCCUCCACUUCAAUUUUCACCGAAACGUGGGAAAUUGUUGCUGUAGGACUUAAAAGGCUUGUGGAUUCAUUUUUGGGAGUUGAAUCGAGAAUAGUGAGUUAUGAAGAGUCUAUUGAACCACACAAAGAUACUCUCAAAUCAGACAUAUCUAACAAAGACGCAGCAAAUCAAAUUGCUUCAUUAAGUACAAGUUUGGAAGGGUUAAAAUCCGAAGUUGGUAAAUCAGAAUCAGAACUCAGGAAGAACUAUGGACCUGAUGAUAUUCUUCGGUCUAUGUCAGAGUGCAUAACUUCCAAGAUCGGAAGCUAUAAAUACAGACUUUGUCCGACUUCAGUGUUGGAGCAAAUAAACAGUGACGGGCGUGGAACCAAAAUUGGUGUUUUUGAAGAUCUCAUCUUUUCUGAAGAGACUAAUAAUUAUCAAUUUAUAUUCAAAAGAGGGGAGAGAUGCUGGAAUGGACCAGUAAGAGAAGCUGUUGUCGACGUUUUAUGCGGAACAAAACAAGAAAUUUUGGUAGUUACAGAACCUGAAAAGUGUAUUUACCAUUUAAAGAUGGUAUCACCUUUAGGGUGUUUCGAGUCUGAUUUGCUUUAA